CUGGAGCCGCUUUCAAAAAGGUGGAGGAGCAAAAAUUGCUCUCAGUUAUUCCGAAGGACCCUUGCAUCUUUUAGGCUUUUGAGAGCACUAAUUGGAGGGCUUUUCCUUAGCAAAUGUCUUAAUCUUGAAGUCUGAACGGAAAGCAAAAAGCGCACCCCGCCCGAUUUCCGGAGGGCCAAGAUCGCGACGAACAACCAGGAAGCGGCCGGUCAGGGAGCUGUCCCGGGUUGUCCGCAGCGCUCUAGAGGGAGCUUCCAGGGUCCCUACACCGUGUUUUCCUGCUCCGCGUGACCCCAGCCCCGACCUAGGCUCCGGCCCGGGUCGGCCACUCCGGAGCCGCCAUGUCUUCCGACUUCGAAGGCUACGAGCAGGACUUCGCGGUGCUUACUGCAGAGAUCACCAACAAGAUUGCGAGGGUGCCCCGACUCCCGCCUGAUGAAAAGAAGCAGAUGGUGGCAAAUGUGGAGAAACAGCUCGAAGAAGCAAGAGAACUGUUGGAACAGAUGGAUCUGGAAGUCCGAGAGAUACCACCCCAAAGUCGAGGAAUGUACAGCAGCAGGAUGAGAAGCUACAAGCAAGAAAUGGGAAAACUUGAGACAGAUUUUAAAAGGUCACGGAUCGCCUACAGUGACGAAGUACGGAAUGAGCUCCUAGGGGAUGAUGGGAAUUCCUCAGAGAACCAGAGGGCACAUCUGCUCGAUAACACAGAGAGGCUGGAAAGGUCAUCUCGGAGACUAGAGGCUGGGUACCAAAUAGCAGUGGAAACCGAACAAAUUGGCCAGGAGAUGUUGGAAAACCUGAGUCAUGACAGAGAAAAGAUACAGAGAGCACGUGAAAGACUUCGGGAAACAGAUGCUAACUUGGGGAAAAGCUCCAGGGUUCUGACAGGGAUGUUACGAAGGUAAGAGCCAGAAUCAUCCAGAACCGCAUCCUGAUGAUCAUCCUGGCCGUCGUCCUGCUCAUCACCAUCCUCGUGGCGAUCACUUUUUCUGUCAGAAGACACUGAUGUAUCUGCUCUUCCUUGAUAAACAGCGACCACGGCUCGUUCUGAGUAAUUAAGACAAAAUGGUCACAUGAAUCAUUCUCUCGAGCUGACAGGCCCUGAAUGACCCUCCCUGUCUCUCACCGCUGUUCAGCUGAAGUGCAAAGAGUGUAAAAAUAUUUUCUAUUCCCGUUUGCAUGUGGGUUGGUUUCCUUUUCUAGGUUUGUCUUCACCCAGAUUUGUUUUUUAUAGGCGAAGGCGAAUGUUUAUUUGCCUUUUGGUAACUUCAUCUACUGGCCAAAAUAGCCCUGGUGACAUUCUUGCUUGCCCUGUGGACAUGUCGGGGGUCACGGUUUGGGAGAGGGAGGGCAUGAUGAGUCCGUCACAGGGGCUUCGGAUGGGCUGUGCUCUUUUUCACACACCUCUUGUCACCGAUCAGCCCUUCAGUGAUGUCUGAGGAUAAAAAAUGCAGAGACAAGCAGUGGCCAGAGCCAGUGACCCAGCAAACCAGCUCUGUUGCUCCCCAGACAUAAUGAAUAUAGUCUACCUGCCUGAGAGCUUUCAUUGUAAAGGUGGGUAUUUAAUAGCAGUUGUGCAGGAAAUUGACUUAGCACUUUCCCUGUUUUUCUAUGCAUUUUUUUUUUUUUUUAACCCAAGAAUAUUUUUUGCUGAGCCUGCUCACUAUCCACUUUUCACAACUUUGAUUCCUGGCUACAAGAAAGAUAUCCUUGCCUUCCCCAAAUCCCAUACUGCCCAGAAUCUGCUGACAGAGAGAGCCCCGGCAUGGUAUUUCAUGAUGACCUCCUCUCCCCUGACCUGUGUAAGCAUCUUAGUAUCCUUUCCAUCUUAAUAUUUGUACUGCCAAAAGCAGCCCUCAUACAUGCAAAAGGUCUGACAGGGUUCUUUCCACAUCCAUGCCAGUAUGUAAAGAGAGCAUGGAUAUUUCAGGAAGAGCAAGAAGCUGACUCCUACAGUGUGAAAUUUCAAAUGUGAUUAUCAAUAUGGUAGAGUCCUAUAGGCUGAUCCACUGGAAAUAAACUUGAUAGAAAAUGUUCACUGACCUCCUUUAAAAGAAGAAGGGAUUGCAGCGCAUUAUAAAAGGAUGCCUUGGGUUUUUCACUAACAAAUGUGAGCACAGCCUUCCUGAAUUCACGAUGUAUUCAAACCUCUAACACGCUUUGUGAUUUUCUUUGGUUUCUUUUUGUCCGAGGUAACCGGGAAUUGUGUUCAAAAUGAGUUCAUUUAUGAUCAGGCUUCAGGUUGCCCAAGCUGAGGUCAUUCUCCCCCUAGUCAUAAAGUGAAAUGUGUUUUUCUUAAGACUUCAUAGGCACUUACAGGGUCCUUUCUAUCUUUUGAAUAUAAUUGGAAGCUUUGAAUCCUUGAAAAGCAAACCUGUUCCCUUCAUAAAAAAUGCUAACCACCUGUGCCCACGGGCUGAGAUCACCUGGCUGCAGUCCCUGAUUUCUUUUCCCCCCAACUCAGAAGAGAACCAUUAUGGUCUUGAGAGGAAAUGCAGAAGGGCAAAAUCCACCCGAGAAAUUGUACUUAUCGAAACAGGCUAGGGCCUGCAUGUGUUCAGAUAAAUCAUUUAGUAUUGUGUAAAUAAAGCUGCAGCCUUUACUUCGCAGGGAUGGUGUGGGAUUUUGGCAGAGCGAAGUAGGCCAGCAAAGGAGUGGGAAGGCUGUACUAAUUUUCCUAUCAGCUUAAAGGAUCUAUCUCAGCAAGAAUCUUUUAUUCUGAUAACAGAAUUCUGUACGUACUAAACACAUCGAAGAAACGAUGAAAAGGCAAGGAAACAAGU
Molecule: messenger RNA, 2783 nt
Organism: Hippopotamus amphibius kiboko
Lineage: Eukaryota; Metazoa; Chordata; Mammalia; Artiodactyla; Hippopotamidae
Gene: VTI1A
Product: vesicle transport through interaction with t-SNAREs 1A
Exons: 8
Coding region: 342-905 (187 amino acids)
Biological process (GO): Golgi to vacuole transport; retrograde transport, endosome to Golgi; intra-Golgi vesicle-mediated transport
Cellular component (GO): Golgi apparatus; SNARE complex; endoplasmic reticulum membrane
Molecular function (GO): SNAP receptor activity; SNARE binding
Source: RefSeq, a predicted model, not a curated record